Aethina tumida (small hive beetle) is the source of this 795-nucleotide messenger RNA. RefSeq lists its product as uncharacterized. Lineage: Eukaryota; Metazoa; Arthropoda; Insecta; Coleoptera; Nitidulidae. Bases 118 to 666 code for a protein of 182 amino acids. The transcript is spliced from 2 exons. The record is from RefSeq and is a predicted model, not a curated record.
AUGUCGUGAAAGAAACAUAACCAACAAAAAUUGUUUUAAGAUAUUCUGUUCGUCCAGUCUGACGUUUGUGCCGCGUUUCUUGAGUGUUCCACGUGUGUUUUAUAAUCUUUGACAUAAAUGUCUCGCUGCCUGGUGAUCACCCUAAUCGGCCGCCCAAACAUUGGCAAGACCGAGUUCAUCAAGAACUGCGUGUCCCUGCUGAACAAACGCAGAGACUUCGAGAUCGUGCGCUUCGCCGCCUGCAGCUUCUCCGCCACCUAUGCCCAGCUGCAAAAGUUCCUCGGACACUCGAACGACCCAAACUUCGGGAAAAAGAAGGUCAUCAUAUUGGACGCGAACAUGGACUUGGAGAAGAGGGAGGCGAUUUCGAUGCUGUGCAAGUCCUACAGAGCCAGCUACGGUCAGUUCUACUUCAAGAUAGAGCAGACCCGGCUCAGAUUGAAGACCGUGCCGGCCUCGGACGUGGCAAACAACUGCAUUGGCAAAUACAUAAGCCAAAACUUCAAAGUCAUCAUCGAGCCGAAGUAUCUUCUGCCGUGGGAACGCAAUUAUCUGAUAAUCGAGCUCGACAUUGGAUUUUUGGGUUUCGUUUUGGACCUACACUUCGCGCUGUGUUUUAUGGAAGAGAACCUCAAAGUAAACAAUACUGAGGACAUAUUUUUUUAAAAAUUUUAUGUUGAUUUGACCUAUGUAUGUCACUUUUUACUUUUAAAAUUUGUAAUUAUAUCUUUUUAAAUGAUCCUUUUGUGUUCUGUUUUCAGUCAAAUAACUGUAUUAUGUGUUAUUUUAAAUAAA